AAAAUAAUAUAAAUAAUUGAGAAAAUGUGAAAAAUAAAGCCAAAAAGAAUAGUAAUUAGUUUUAUUUAUCUCUUCACCUAACCAAAUGCACCAAGAACUUCUUGGAAGAGAAGAAUAUUACCAAUACGAACAAAAUUAAAAGCCUAAAGUCAGUAUCCUACUUGCGAAGCAACCAUUAAAUUAAAUUUCUAGUAGCCACAUCCUUAGAGUAGAGUGUGCAAUUGUUUCAAUCUUCAGUCGAGUAAGUGAUUUGAUUUGAAUGAGUUGAUUGGGCUAAUUUUUCAAUCCCUGAAUAGUAAAAAGUUUAGUGGUAAUUCCUAUAUAAACUUCAUAUCGGUUUCUUAUAUUGGAUCAAAUCCUAGCUACUACAACUAACAACUUCAGCUCGCUUGCUUUUACAGGAAUUGAAGAAAUGGAAGUUGAAAUCAUUUCAAAAGAAAUUGUCAAACCCUCUUCUUCAACACCAAAGCACCUAACAACGUAUAACCUCUGUCUCCUUGAUCAAUUAGCUCCCCCAGUUUACAUUCCCAUCAUUCUCUUUUAUUCAGCAAGCAGUGAAAAUUUCUGCAAAAAAUCUCAUCACCAGCUGAAAACAUCCUUCUCAGAGACAUUAACCCAUUUCUAUCCUUUCGCCGGACGACUUAAAGAUAGCUUUUCUGUUGACUGCAAUGAUGAAGGUGCUCCAUUUGUUGAAGCACACGUAGCUGGAGAAAUGUCUAUGAUACUUGAAGAACCGGACAUACAUCAACUGGAAAAGCUACUGCCAUGUAACCCACAUGACGUCUCACCUGAGAUAAGCUCUCAGGUAAUUGCAGCAGCCCAAGUGAAUUACUUUGAUUGCGGUGGAAUGGCAGUGAGUGUUUGUAUUUGGCAUGCAAUUGGGGAUUCAUCAGCAGUGGCAUCCUUUCUCACUAGCUGGGCUGCAAUUGCCCGCGGUGCUAGUGACGAUAUUGAAGGUGUGAUCUCUGAUUGCACCUCGCUUUUCCCUCCACAAGACAUGUUAAAUUUCUCGUUGCGUAAUUUCUUGAAGGAGGACUUGUUAAAUAAAAUCAUGACGAAAAGGUUCCUGUUUGAUAGCUCUAAGUUAGCUGCUCUGAGAGAAGAAGUAGGCAAUGGACCGUGUUUGGAACGUCCAACACGAGUUGAGGCUGUGGCAGCCCUCAUUUGGAGUGCUGUGAUGGCUGCAACUAGAGAAGAAAAUGAAAAUGGAACUGAAACUGAAACUGCCGAGAUCAAUGCUGCAACCAUGGCAGUGGGUCUGCGAAAAAGAAUGAUUCCACAGCUGCCAAAGCUAUCAAUUGGAAGCAUAUUUCAAGUUGCAAUAGCUAAUUGUUCCAAGGAUGAUGAGAAAUUGCUUGACUAUAAUGGUUUAGCAGGAAAGCUUCAUGAGUCCAUAGGGAAGAUGAAUAAUGACUAUGUGAGGAAGAUCCAUGCUGGUGGUGCGUACUUCCAGUUUCUAAGGAAAAAGGGCGAGGAGCUUGGGAAAAACCCUAACCUAAUGAAGGUGUUUGGUUUCAGUAGUUGGUGCAGAUUUCCAUUCUAUGAGGCUGAUUUUGGGUGGGGAAAGCCCACUUGGGUAGGCACUGCCUUGACACUCUACAAGGUUGCUAUUUUCAUAGACACCAAAGAUGGUCAAGGAAUAGAUGCGUGGGUGUCCUUGCCUAAGGAAGAUAUGGUGAAGUUUGAACAAAAUCCUGGCAUAUGUGCCUAUUCAUCUUUCAAGCCAAGCACUUAAAUAGUAUAUCAUCUACUCUUUUUAAGUAGGAGGGGAGAUAAGAACUAGUAAUUUAAUGGCAAAUUUCAUGUAAUAUAAGUGUUUAGUUGUGGAUAAUAAGGACGUCCCAUAGAAAAACAACCUCAAAAGUGUUUUAUUAUGAGACGACAAAAUAUUAGCAAUAAACCGAGUGCUUAGUUGCUUGGUCCCCCUGCAUUGGGUAGCUUAGCAUGCAUGGCAAGAGUUGAUUAUGUGGAGUUGUAUUGUGAAUUAUGAUCUUUUAAUUUAAUAAAGUUGAAUAUUAUCUUA
Messenger RNA from Hevea brasiliensis (rubber tree), 2023 nucleotides. RefSeq names its product stemmadenine O-acetyltransferase-like. Lineage: Eukaryota; Viridiplantae; Streptophyta; Magnoliopsida; Malpighiales; Euphorbiaceae. The record is from RefSeq and is a predicted model, not a curated record. The transcript has a single exon. The coding region runs from base 413 to 1735 and encodes 440 amino acids.